This is a messenger RNA of Drosophila ananassae, 1146 nucleotides long. RefSeq lists its product as uncharacterized. The transcript is spliced from 3 exons. NCBI's taxonomy places the organism in Eukaryota, Metazoa, Arthropoda, Insecta, Diptera, Drosophilidae. The coding region runs from base 95 to 976 and encodes 293 amino acids. The record is from RefSeq and is a predicted model, not a curated record. Gene Ontology annotation, molecular function: acyltransferase activity, transferring groups other than amino-acyl groups.
AAAGUCACUCUACUAAUGAGCACACGUUUUCUCUUUAGAUUAUUAUUAUAAAAGCAGUUUACUAAAGAGAUCGUUGCAAUAAUAUAGCUCCGGCAUGGCAACAGAAAAUCAACUGACAAAAAUCACUGCCAUUUCCGAUCUUAAAGAUCUGCAGAAGUUGUAUCUGAAGGAUUGGCCGCGCAACUGCGUCGGCUACUUCUGGCUGGACAACUAUUUGAGAUGGCUGAAAAAGAACCCGAAUUUGCAACAUCUUACAUUUUAUACUUUGAAUAACGAUUGGCAAAAUGAUGGUUUAUUUAUCCUGGUGCACCGAUAUCAAUUGUUCUUUAGCAACUUAAGUCGAAAGAAAACAGGACUCUAUUCUGCCUUGAAGUUAUUGGACUGGUCGGCAGGAUUCAAAGUCAGUGCCAUUCACGAGAGCCACCAUACAAUCUUUAAAGAACUGGUGAUGGAACUAAGUCUCAGCAUGGAUCGGGAAAUGAAAACUAUCAUGUAUAGUCUCCCCUUCCAGGAGGCCCAGAAACUUGAGAUAAAUUGUCCGAAAGGAUACUAUUUCGACCAAGUGCGUCUGGAACAUGCUGAUCUUAUAAAUGAGCUCUGGUCAGCUCGUCAUUCGGGCUCCUUAAAGCUAAUUCAAAUGCUUAUUGAAAAUAAUACCAAUGUGGGUCUAUUUGAAAAGGAUUCAGGACAACUAUGCGCUUGGUGUCUGAGACUCCAAAGCGGUUUCUUGGGAGCUUUAGAAGUCAUUGAAUCCCACCAGCGGAAGGGCUUGGGAUUAUCGGUGGCGGCGGCCAUUUCAAAAGCCAUUGCCGUCGAUCUCCAGCAAGACGUUACUGCCCUUGUGAAUCUAAACAAUAUUGCAGCCUGUCACGUAUUCGAGAAACUGAAAUUCCAUCUGAUCCGGCACGAACACUAUUACUGGAGCAUGAUAAGGCCCAAAGGCAAUGGUCAAAUAUCGUGGCCCAACAAUGAAUAAGGGCCUGAUAACAAACAGAGAUGUUGAUAAUCCUAAAACCAAGGGGUACCUAUUACAAAUCUGAUGAAUAAGGGCCAGAUAGCAAACAGAAAUGUUGAUAAUACUAAAGCCACGGGGCACCUGUUACAAGCACCAAUAAAAAUUGUCUCAGAUAUAAACGUUCUAUAUAA